AUUUUAAUGCCAAAUAACCUGCAACUACUAAUCAAUGAUUUGUUAAAUACAUUAUGUUUGUAUUAUUAUAAGUGCAAUUUAGUAGUCAAAUAUUUACCUUUGAAUCUUAAUACUUUGAUUAAUAAUACAUUAUGUUUUAGCGAAGGAAGGGAUACAACAUUGUGUGUUCCAAAUGAUAAAAGUAUCCGAGUACGUAGACCUUUUUAUUGGCCUUAUAACAGAAAGCGCAUCAGUAAUCGCAGCGUACCUCUUGUUGCCACGAAUCAAAAUCAACAAACUAGUCAGCAACGCCGAAGACGAGUUAAGUUUCAAGAAGAAAAAGAUACAAAUAACCAAACUAAUGAAGGCACUGAAAAUGCUGAGAAUAUUGCACAAAAGAAACACAAAAAGAAGAAGAGGAAGCAAAUUGAUUAUUCUUUGAGAGUUAGUAACAUCAACAAAAGUUUAAGACCUAAGGAAUUUAAAGAACUCUUAAAAGAAAGGGGCAUCAAACCUACCAAUAUAACAUGGCGAGGUUAUAGAGGUAUCUGCUUUCUUCAUUACGCCAAAAAGAAUUAUAAGAAAGAAAAUGAUGAUUCAGAUGCCAUUAAUAGCGUUAUAGAAAUUAUUCAGGAGCUUAAACUGAACCCUACAAAACCCGAGGAGAAUUUAAACGUUGAGGUAAUGGAGCCCAUUACCAGAAUUGAGACUGUUGAUGUUACUGCCGUUUAAUAGAACAUUUUAAGGUGGUUUUUUCAAGAGAAACAUUGUUCCAGAUUUACGUAUUGUGAUUUCUAGGUAUUAUUACAUUUAAGUAGUUAGUUUUUGCAGUUAUGUAUUGCUGAUAUUUUUAUAAUACCGUUUCUUACGUAAUACUUAUUGUUAACAGCGAAUAAAGUUGUUAAUAAAAAAAGUAAAAUA
This is a messenger RNA of Diabrotica virgifera virgifera (western corn rootworm), 900 nucleotides long. RefSeq lists its product as uncharacterized. The coding region runs from base 7 to 711 and encodes 234 amino acids. The transcript has 3 exons. NCBI's taxonomy places the organism in Eukaryota, Metazoa, Arthropoda, Insecta, Coleoptera, Chrysomelidae. The record is from RefSeq and is a predicted model, not a curated record.